Molecule: messenger RNA, 1281 nt
Organism: Cryptococcus wingfieldii CBS 7118
Lineage: Eukaryota; Fungi; Basidiomycota; Tremellomycetes; Tremellales; Cryptococcaceae
Exons: 4
Coding region: 1-1281 (426 amino acids)
Source: RefSeq, a predicted model, not a curated record
AUGUGCGAGUCCUUCUCCCUCUUCCACCCCGAGCCUGCCUCCUCCUACAUAUCUACAGCAGACUCCAUAUCUGCCUUACUCAACACUCUCAACCCGACGUUGGUGGUAGUAGAUCACAUGUUUGACGCGGCGAGGGAUGCGGUACUGAAGGGAAGAUGGAGGAGCGUGAGGCUGAGCCCGAAUACGGUCAAGGAUGUGGCGAUAGACUGUCAGGGCUGGGGCAUAUUCAAAUGGCCUUGCUUCGCAUCAGGAUACCCCUUCCCUCUCCCCUGGUAUCUUUUCCUCCCAAACACCAUCGGCCUCAUCCUCCCCAUCAUCUGCCUCAACUUUUCCCGUACCUUUGCCUCAUUCAACAUUGCGCGCAACAAGGCCGGCUACCCCGGCGUCAUCCCGCUCUACUCUUCUGGCGGACCGUUCCCCACAAAAGUACUGUGCAUGUCCACGCCAGAAGCCGACUUGCCCGCAAUCAUCCCAGAGAAGAUCAUCUGCUGCGGUCCCAUCCUCCAAGCCGUCUCUCCCUUGCCUGACCAAGACCCCGAGCUGGACCUCUGGCUCGCCCAAAGACCAACCAUCCUGAUCUCCCUCGGCUCCCACCUCAAACUCUCCCAUUCUUACGCCACCAACCUCCUCCGCGCCAUCUCUCAUCUCCUCUCCGCUCGUUCGGACGUGCAGGUACUCUGGAAAUUGGUCCCGGACGGCUCUUACGAUUAUGAAGCGUUCUCAGAAGAAGAGGGCGAGCUGGGGAGGGAGAAGGAGAAGUGGGGCGAGAGGCUUAAAGUCUUGAGAUGGCUCAAAGCAGAACCGUUUGCGAUAAUGAAUACUGGAAGGGUGAUCUGCUUUGUCAACCACGGUGGUAGCAACUCUUACCACGAAGCUCUUGCCACUGGCGUCCCUCAGAUCCUCCUCCCAGCAUGGCUAGACUGCUACGACUUUGCCUCCAGAGUAGGAUAUCUUCGGAACGGCGUAUGGGGCAACAAAAAUUCUGCCCCCUCAUGCUCUACUCCAGAGCUCAUCCGCGCGUUCGACGAGAUAAUCGGUCUCUCACCUCCAACCUCCUCCUCUUCCCCACCCCUCUUAUACCGACAACGCGCGCUCGAGCUUCAGGCAAUCGUCACUCGCAACGGCACGAGGCGAGGUCGAGAUGUGGCUGCCGAGGUGGUAUGGGAGGAGAUGGAGGAGGGGAUGAUGUGGGGUAACAAGUACGAGGAGGAUGAAGGGGGUAUGGAUGAGGGGGGUGAUAGCGUGAUGGUCGAUGGAGAGGAUGAAAAGAUCAUGGUGUGA